Messenger RNA from Protobothrops mucrosquamatus (brown spotted pit viper), 276 nucleotides. RefSeq names its product SPRY domain-containing SOCS box protein 1-like. The record is from RefSeq and is a predicted model, not a curated record. The transcript is spliced from 2 exons. Gene Ontology annotation, cellular component: SCF ubiquitin ligase complex. The coding region runs from base 1 to 276 and encodes 91 amino acids. Gene Ontology annotation, biological process: proteasome-mediated ubiquitin-dependent protein catabolic process; intracellular signal transduction. Lineage: Eukaryota; Metazoa; Chordata; Lepidosauria; Squamata; Viperidae. Gene Ontology annotation, molecular function: protein binding.
AUGGACGACGGGACCCUGAGCUUCAUCGUGGACGGACAGUACAUGGGCGUGGCCUUUCGGGGGCUGAAAGGGAAAAAACUGCACCCCGUGGUGAGCGCCGUGUGGGGCCACUGUGAAAUCCAGAUGCGAUACUUGAACGGCCUCGACCCCGAACCUUUACCGCUGAUGGACCUUUGCCGGCGUUCGGUGCGCCUCGCUUUGGGCAAGAACCGGCUGUGUGAGAUCGCGACGCUACCUUUGCCCAAAUCUCUCAAAAAUUACCUUCUUUACCAAUGA